UAAAACCGAGACAACCUGAAACGCAAGUAGCUUCCUGCCGGGUAUCUUAAGAAAGUUAGAAUAAAAUAAAUCUUUUUUCGAAAAAAAUGGCGAAAUCUUGCAAGGGGUUGGCUAUGGAGCUGGUGAAAUGUCUGAGUGAAUCUGAUUGUGUUAAGGUUGAGAAUCGGUCUUUCAGAGAGUGUGCUAAAGAAAAGAGCCCCGUUAUUUCUAGUGAAUGUGUUGGACUCAGAGAAACAUAUUUUAACUGCAAGAGAGGCCAGGUUGACAUGAGAGCAAGGAUUCGCGGGAAUAAAGGUUACUAAUUCAAUGGUUUUGUAGUAUGACUUCAGAGUUCAGAUCACUUUGGUUAUCGAUAGCACUUUAUUUGGCAAAAUGAAUCAUAGGAUUAGGGAUUGCAGCACAGAUAUCAUCGUUUGUAGCGCGAUUCAGGAAUAUUAUCUCGUCUAGUUUAUGUUCUUGUAAUGUGGUUGAUUCUUUUGUUAAAUAAAUAUGGCCGACCAUAUACUAUGAAUGUACAUAAAUUUCAUAGCGACAGGUUUUAUGUGUGGAUGGUGUUCAUUUGAUUGAAACCACUCCAGAAAUGAUAAAUACGUACCAUGUCUAGGUUAAAAUCACAUGUAGCCUGGCCAUAUAUACGAUUUACCAACUGCAGGAAGCAAAAUAUAUUGAGAGUUACAUCAGAUAAAUAAUAUUGAACCGAAAUUUUGUA
Messenger RNA from Erigeron canadensis, 709 nucleotides. Its product is annotated as cytochrome c oxidase assembly factor 5. Lineage: Eukaryota; Viridiplantae; Streptophyta; Magnoliopsida; Asterales; Asteraceae. Bases 87 to 302 code for a protein of 71 amino acids. The transcript is spliced from 3 exons. Gene Ontology annotation, cellular component: mitochondrion. The record is from RefSeq and is a predicted model, not a curated record. Gene Ontology annotation, biological process: mitochondrial respiratory chain complex IV assembly.